GGAAACACUGCUGUACAGAGUGCUGCGGCUAAGAGCAGCAGUAAAAGGGUUACAGUUAGGUGGGCGGAGUUACAGAAGGAACUAGUGCAAUGGGGAUGGCAGAGACUUUGGCAUUAUGGGAAAUGUAGUCUUGUAGGUGUUGCAGCUCUCUUGAGGGACAUAACACACAGCUGCUGCAGAUUCUUGCAAACAGGACUGCACACAAAGAAUAAGAGAAGUCGCAGUAGAUCUGGAGAUACAGCCCCAGGGAGAAACUUCUCAGCGUGAAGAAGAGGAGGGCGGGAAGGGUUAACACGAGAGCAGAGCGGAGGAGAAUGGAAUGACAAAGGAAGCGGCUGCAAGGAGCACAUGUGGAGUACAGCAAAGUGACAGCAAACAGAAGGGGGUGGGCAGGAAGCAGCUGGCACCCAAUGAGAUCUACCCGGAAGUGUCCAGAACACGCUCUGCACUGUGAUCGUACACCGAGCUGCAGUCAGCAGGCAUGGCAUUCCCAAAAAAGAGAAGAUUUGACAAGACGGAGCAAGACAACGAGUAUUUCCAGUGUUACUCAGACAUCACCGUCCAUGAGGAGAUGCUCUCCGACACCGUUCGCACGCACGCCUAUAGGGUGGCUAUAUCCCGCAAUCACAGCGCCUUACUUGGCAAAACCGUACUAGAUGUGGGUGCCGGCACUGGCAUCCUCAGUAUCUUCUGCGCCCAGGCCGGUGCUAGUAAAGUGUACGCGGUAGAAGCCAGCGCGGUGUCACAGUUGGCAUGUGAGGUGGUGAAGGCCAACAAGCUGGAAGGACAAGUGGAGGUGAUCAACAGUGCGGUGGAGAACGCGGAGAUACCCGGGCAGGUGGACGCCAUCGUGAGCGAAUGGAUGGGGUACGGCCUCAUGUACGAGUCCAUGCUGAGCUCCGUCCUGUACGCCCGGGACCGAUGGCUGAAGCCUGGCGGGCUCAUUUUCCCCUCCUGCGCCCAUCUGUUCAUUGCCCCCGUGAAUGACGCCACCGUGGAGAGCCGCUUGGACUUUUGGAGCGAAGUGAAAGACAUGUAUGGAGUGGACAUGAGCUGCGUACAGUCUUUUGCCAGGAAAUGCAUCAUGGGUAAAGACCUGGCCGUCUCUUCAGUAUACCUCGAGCAUGUGCUCUCGCACCCCGUAAAGUUUGCCGCUCUAGAUCUGGGCAGUGCCACCUUGGAGGACAUUGGGAACAUUGCAGGUUCCUUCCAGUUCUGCUGCUUCGGCUCCUCUUUAAUGCACGGAUUUGCUAUCUGGUUUUCAGUGACGUUUCCAGGAGAAAGCAGCAUCACCUUGUCUACGUCGCCAUACGGUGAGGAAACCCAUUGGAAACAGACCAUCCUAUACCUGGACGAGGAGGUUCAGGUAGAACAGGACACGAAGGUCCGGGGGGACAUCACAAUGUCACCUGCAGAAAACAACCCCCGACAUUUAAGUGUUACCCUGAACUACUCCAUUGGAGGAGGAACCUGCAGGACUAAGGUUUUCCAUAUGGGGAGUUAAGGCCGGAGAUGUUUACAUUGGGAAGGACUUUAUUUUUUUGUCUUAAUUAAAGCAUAUUCAAUAGCA
Molecule: messenger RNA, 1570 nt
Organism: Hyla sarda
Lineage: Eukaryota; Metazoa; Chordata; Amphibia; Anura; Hylidae
Gene: PRMT6
Product: protein arginine methyltransferase 6
Exons: 2
Coding region: 482-1504 (340 amino acids)
Biological process (GO): peptidyl-arginine methylation
Molecular function (GO): protein-arginine N-methyltransferase activity
Source: RefSeq, a predicted model, not a curated record